Nerophis lumbriciformis (worm pipefish) is the source of this 4685-nucleotide messenger RNA. RefSeq names its product neurocan b (gene ncanb). The record is from RefSeq and is a predicted model, not a curated record. Gene Ontology annotation, biological process: central nervous system development; cell adhesion; glial cell differentiation. Gene Ontology annotation, molecular function: calcium ion binding; hyaluronic acid binding. NCBI's taxonomy places the organism in Eukaryota, Metazoa, Chordata, Actinopteri, Syngnathiformes, Syngnathidae. Gene Ontology annotation, cellular component: synapse; perineuronal net.
CACCGCUCUGGAGCUUACCCGCUCAUCCAUUGACUCUCCUCUUCCUCUUACUACCCCCAGAGACGCACGGACGGACGGACGCCACUCGGGAGGAAAAAAAGGUGUUUUUUCCCCCACUUGCUUUUGCCGACUUUUUUUUUUUUCUUCCUAAACACAUUGUUGGAUGCUUCAGCUGCCGGUUUGUGGCUCUCUAUCAUCUGCACUGCAUCGUAAGGCUGCCGGAGCAUCACAUACAUUCCUCCGGACUGGAGUUCACCUCCGCCAGAAGCAGGAUGUGCGACGUCAUGCCGACGUGUCGACUUCAGACCUUGCUGGUCCUCCUAAUGCUUCACACCGUCAGCCAUGGCCUAACUGAUGCUGACACCAUGGUGAACAUGAGGAAGGUGACCCAUCAGACCAUUAGCGAGGAGCUGUCCAAAACAGUUUUGCUCCCGUGCAUCUUCACCCUGCGCCCCGGGGCCGGUUCAUCCCAUGAGCCGCCCCGCAUUAAGUGGUCCAAGGUGUGGGGCCAACGAGGCUCUGACGGCUCGCAGAAGGAGCAGUCGGUCCUGGUGGCCAAAGACAAUGUGGUCAAGGUGAAGAAGGCCUACCAAGGCCGAGUAUCGCUGCCUGGUUACAACAGGAACCGAUACAACGCCAGUCUCGCUCUGACGGGGUUGCGAUCCAGCGACUCUGGUCUGUACCGCUGCGCGGUCGUGGUUGGCAUCAACGACGAGCAAGACAUGGUCCCGUUGCAGGUCACAGGUGUUGUCUUUCAUUACCGCGCUCCUCCUGACCGUUAUGCCUUGUCCUUUGCCGACGCCAAGAGGGUGUGCGUGGAGAACUCGGCAACCAUUGCAACACCCGGGCAGCUGCAAGCCACCUUCAAAGAUGGCUACGAAAACUGUGACGCAGGGUGGCUGUCGGACCAGACCGUACGGUAUCCCAUCCAGUCACCUCGGCCAGGUUGCUAUGGUGAUCGCGACGAUGCCCCUGGAGUCCGCAACUAUGGCAAAAGGUUGCCAGAUGAGCUGUUUGAUGUCUACUGCUUCGCCAAGGAAUUACAAGGUGAAGUCUUCCACUCUGCAGUGGCAGACAAGUUGAACCUGGCCACGGCCUCCACCCACUGUCAGUCUCUGGGGGCCCAGCUUGCCAACGUAGGCCAGCUCUACCUGGCCUGGCAGGCCGGCCUGGACAAGUGCGACCCGGGCUGGCUGGUGGACGGCAGCGUCCGUUACCCCAUCAAUGUCCCGAGGAAGAACUGCGGCGGGGACGAGCCCGGGGUGCGGACGGUCUACAACAACCCCAAUCGGACCGGUUUCCCUGAUACCACGGCCCUGUUUGAUGCUUACUGCUACCAAGCCCACCAACCAGCAGACUUCCAAGCUGCAGAGUCGCUUGCUUUAAUCCGAACCACCAUACCAGCAUCUGCCUCCGACUCCACAGUCACCGACCCUGAGCCAAGUCCCCCUUUCUCUAAGACUUGGGCUCGCCUGGCGGGUUCAGACAAAGCACAAGUCAGCAACUCCUCCGAGAUCUCCGAUGAGCAUAUUGUCAUCCACUUGAGGCCCGAGCAAGGUUGGGGUGACAAACAUGAGGGUGUCAAAACCAGCAGAUCCACCCAGGAGGAGUUUGACGACACAAAAGGCAGCAACGCCCCGGCUGUGUCCGGCCUGGAGAGCCUGGAGAGCCAAGGAGGUUCUGCCCAUGAGGAAGAAGACAGUACUUACUUAGACACUUCAACCGGCAAAAAUGCUCUGGCUGACUUUGUCAACACCCUGAUAAAGCCCUUUAAGUACUGGUCUGGCGGUGAAGACGCGGACGGCCAGGCUGGAAAGGAACCCCCAGUGCUUGGAGGUGAGGGGAUGCUGGAGGAAACACCCAGCAGGAACCAUACAAAAAGCAAGGGCAGCAGUGGCAACACCAUUAUGGCUGCCUUUGCCCCCAAGCCUCUCACCAGUGGAUUACCGAGUCCUGAAGAAGGUCUGUCUGAGCAGGAGAAAGAGGUGGUGUCGCUCAUUCGAUUAGUGCCUGCAGUUCCAAACACAGGGCAAAGUCACCCCACCACUCUGACAACCAAGGAUGACCAAGCCCAAGAAAAAUCAACAGGGCUCACUGCGGUGUCCCCUAAUGGCAAAUCAACCUCCAGUGAGCGGGCCAACUCUACCGGGCCUCCCAAAGAGAGUUGGUCAUGGGUUGUCAAGUCAAUACGUCGCGCCAGACUGGGUUCUCCGAAUGUAGAGCAUGUUGGCAAGGACCGCACUUGGGAGCCUGUGGAAGUGAAAUCGGCACCCCUUGAGGUGAUGACCCUCCCCAACUCUUCAGCACAGGAGACCGUAGAUAACUAUUCUGGUGAUGUAGAUGAGGCAGGUUCUCAAACAACCGUCCAAACUGGACCAGAUCAGGAAAAGGAACUUGAGGGAAGCAGUGAUGCCAGUUUUCCUGGUGCUCUAAAAGUCAGUUUCAGUCCAGAAACACAGUCUUUACGAACAGUGGCUGAACAUGCUGCUUCAUCCCAGUGGCAGCUUGAGGCACAACCAACCACGUCACCUCAAAAAACAGAAACCGCAGAAGAGGCCAGGGGAGAAAUCCUUUAUAUCCACCGCCCCACCGAUAAACUCUCUUCUGCUUCUUCCUUACGAAAAGGAGAAAAUGGCCCGAGUGGUGGAUUCACACCUGUUUUUAGAAAGAACAGAAAAGAUACUGGAAGAAAGUCCGCCCGUGGGGAAGCCAAGGUGGUCACUUCCACACCCGAAGCUUUGGUGGACGUGCUGACAACUACCGAGAUCACCACAGUGGGACUUGUGACCACCCAAGACACCCAAGAGAUCAACCAUGCCACUACGGAAGCCACUAGUAGACCAGAGGACUCGACCAUUUCUAUCUUAUGGAUGGAGAAGACAACGAGCGAUGCUGAGGGCAACUUCUCAACUGUAUCAUCACCAACCAUUCAGCUAACAUCCACUGCGUCCAAUUUCAAGGAUUCUGUGACAGAAAUGGAAUCCAGGUUGGCAGUUUCUGAAUCCUUUGUUUUUGGAAGUCAAUGGACACCUUCCAAAGGCUUGAGUCCAACGUCUGAGGAACACAAGACUUCAGUGGUGACAGACAGCAAAGGAGCAAGAAACCCUUUCGGCAUCCUCGUCCCCAACUGGGCUUUUGGGCUCAUCUCAUCAGUGGAGAAUAACCCGUGCCAGACCAACCCGUGUCUCCACGGAGGGAGCUGCCUGCAGGAGGGUGACGGCUAUAGCUGCUACUGCCCACAGGGCUUCUCUGGAGAGAGCUGCGAGAUCGACAUCGACGACUGCCACUCCAACCCGUGCCAGAAUGGAGGAACUUGCAUCGAUGAGAUCAACUCCUUUGUGUGUCUGUGUCUCCCCAGCUACAGCGGCGCCACCUGCGAGAAAGACACAGAGGGCUGCGAUCAUGCAUGGAGAAAGUUCCAUGGCCACUGCUACAGGUACUUCAGCCGUCGACACACCUGGGAGGACGCGGAGAAAGACUGCAGGGAGCACAGCGGCCACCUGGCGAGCAUCCACAGCCCGGCUGAGCAGAACUUCAUCAGAGGUAUAAGUCACGACAACACCUGGAUCGGCCUAAAUGACCGCACAGUGGAGGACGACUUUCAGUGGACCGACAAGAUGGACGUGCAAUACGAAAACUGGCGAUCCAACCAGCCCGACAACUUCUUUGCGGGAGGAGAAGACUGCGUGGUCAUGAUCUCUCACGAGAACGGCAAAUGGAACGACGUGCCGUGCAACUACAACCUGCCUUACGUGUGCAAAAAGGGCACAGUGCUGUGCGGCGCCCCUCCUCAAGUGGACAACGCCUUCCUGAUCGGUCGCAAGCGUACCCACUACGACAUUCACUCCACGGUGCGCUACCAGUGUGCCAACGGCUUCCAGCAGCGCCACAUACCCACGGCGAAGUGUCGCGCCAACGGCAAGUGGGACAAGCCGAAAAUCAUCUGCACAAAGUCUCGACGGGCCCACCGGUACCGGCGCCACCACCACCGGAACCAGCACCAGCACCAGCACCAGCACAAGGGCAGACGGGAGCGCAGGAAGCACAAGCGACACGGCGGUCACCACCACGACCAAAACCAAGGCCAAGUCUGAACCAAAACAAGAUCGCCUCCCUUUCCCUCCUGUUCCUCUUUUCCUAUUUAUUACUCCUCCCACCUUUCCCUUAUAACCGUGUCCUACCUUUUGGCUCCGCCCCCUUGUAUCAUAGUCAAUUCCGAGGCCUGCCAAACUGUUGCCAGGCACCACCGGGACAAUAGAAAUCCCUUUGUAUCUCUUUUUACUUUCAUUUUCUUGUCUUGUGUCUUGACCCCAACUUCCGAAAAUGACUCUUGUUUUUAAAAACUUUUUGUUUCCGGGCUUUGACGGAGAAGGUUCUAGUUUUAUUGUUUGCCGUUGUUCUUGUCUUGUGUACUUUUACUUCUCGUUUAGGUCCGCCGUUCAGAACUGGCUUUGUUUGUUUCCAUUUUGCAGCGUAAACAACACUUAAUCACCUCAGCCUGUAAGAAGCUCCCACUGGCAGGAAGCAAUAACCAGAUUGAGACGUGUGGAAUAUUCCCACCCUGACAAAGUGUCCACAAGUCAGCAGUUCCCCACUGAACCGUGGAUGGCUGGAAAAGUGUGUGUUACUUUUUGCUGACAUCAUUGUAUCAUUUGCUCAUAAUAUAAUACAAGUCAUUUUCUUUC